AUGGUGUUGGAACAUGGUCAAGGCUGUCACAGAAAAGACAGAGACAGAUGUAGAAGGAGGGAGAGAGGGGGAGAAGGUCUGAAAAAGCCAAGCAGAAGAACCAUCUCUUCCAACCCCACCCUCCCCUCUCCUCUUCCUCCCCCUCCUCGCCUUCCUCUUCGCUUACGUUGUAAAUCUAAGUCACCGUCAACCAGUACCAGACACUCAACCCCAAAACAAGCCUUGGAUUUGGACAAAAUCACUGCCACCCCUGAUCCAGAAGACAGGAGGCAAAUCCGCAGAGAGUCCCAUGACCUCAGGAGCUCCAAGGGUUCAGAGCUGGACAGGAAGUGGGAGGGUGUGGCCCUGGAGUUGCGUUGCUAUGGCAGCAGGAUGAGGUCAGCAGUGUACCAGACUUCAGACAUGCCCUCCAUGGUCAGGACCAAGAGACAGUUGGAGCAAAGUGAUAACAAAGGGCAGUCUCAAAACAUAUUUACAAACAGGAAUGCGCUUCUGUCAUUGACUGAUAUUUUGCAAACUUCUCCACAGUGGAAGACUCGGUGGGUCGUUCUUCGGAAACCCUCUCCAGUCGCAGACUGUCUCUACCUGCUGGUUUACAAAGAGAAGAAGAAAGGGAGGGAGAAAGGCAGCUGCAACAAGGAGAGGCUCAAUGUGACCCUGGAGGGAAUUUGUGGCGUGGAACCAGGGACUGGGUAUGAUGGAGUAUCCUACACCCUCUCAAUCAUCUGCCUGGCACACACGCUGGUCCUGGGCUUCAGCAGCCGAGAUGCCCUGCUGGCCUGGGAUUCCCGGGUUUGCUACAGCCUGGGAGAAGUCCACAGGUUCAGUGUCAACGUGGAGCCAGGUACCAAACUUGAAAGUGGCCCUGCUUUCCUUCACCUAUGCAACAACCUACUGGUCCUUACUAGAGGUGUGCCACCUGUUGUCAUUGGCCACUGGAAGUUGUCUGCAUUACGUCGAUAUGGGGCUGUGCCAAAUGGCUUUGUGUUUGAGGGGGGGACUCGCUGUGGAGUCUGGGCUGGUGUUUUCUUCUUGUCCUGUUCUGAAGGAGAACAUAUCAAUUUCCUAUUUGACUGCAUUGUCAGGGGCAUAACACCCAGCAGGGCCCCUCAUGGCCUGCGACCUGCCCUGCCAGAUCCCAAUGCUGACCCAGAUUCAGCUGAGAAACGGAUCAGUCAGGAGGCAUCAGAGCUGGAAAAAAGACUCAGCAUGUUGUCUAUCUGCAGCCUGGCAAGCAGCACAGCAUCCACUUACAGCUUCAGCACAUCUGUUGCGGGGGAUGACCAAAGUAGCAUCUCCAGCUCCUCCUCUAGCCAAUCGGAUGCAAGCUAUGGAAGCAGACUUCCAUAUUGGGUGGAGCCAUUAGCUAGACCUCAUCCCUCAAAUGAGACAGCAUCAAGCUCCUCAACCCUGAAAGCUUUGAACAGUUCAGAUGACCGGCUUUAUGCUGCUGUGAUGGGAAGCUCCAGCAGUCAUCUAUCCUCCACCACGCUCCCUCCCCGUGCUCUCCAUGAUAGUGGACGACAGAGCUCCUUAGACAGUGGGAUUGGGAUAGCGACAGCCAGUCAGUCGUCUUGUUCAGGGAGCUUAUCCUCUUUUACAGGGAGUCUGGACACAGCUUGCCAGGGAGGAGGAGAGGCGUUUGGUUCCUUGACCAGCCUUACAGCUUCUCCUCCUCCUCUUCUACCACUGUCUACACCUUCAUAUGUUCCUCCAUCAUCUCCUCCUCCUCCUUCUCAGUCCACACUUACCUCAGAGCAAAGUUCAGCUACCUCCCUCUUCCCAUGUGCAUCCAGAUCUAGCUCUUGUGCAUCCUCGAGGCACAGUGUGGAAUAUCAAAUCCCCAGCCUGCUCAGUCGUUGGUAUGACACUCCCAGGAAUUUACUCCAAGCACUCUCCCAAAGGGAUACCUCCUCCCUAGAGGGCCCACCUGAGCUGGGAUGGGACAGCGUGAGCAGUAGUGAUGGAGGGGCUAGACAGGGACAAAGGAUUACCAAAAGUCCCACAGGACUCAUGGCUCAGUGUCAGGCCACAAUGCAGCGCUCACACUCUUGGGGCAGUGAGAGGAUGUUCUGUGUAGACAGUGAGGAGAGUUCCACACCUAGACCACAGCAUGUUCCUGGAGACCUGGAUUGUGGAGAAAAACAGUGCAGUCAUGGUUUAGAUAACUACGUUACACCAGAGCAGUGGCGAUCAGCAAGAGCCAGUUGUGUGACUCAGAUUGCCAACUCACCAUCAGGCCUGUCAUCUUCUGCAGAUACACAAGACCCUCCUGUCUGCGCAAGACGGGAACAUAAGGAAACUGGGGAAGUUGUUGAUAAGUUGGCGGGACUGAAGAGGACGGAACCCUCUCGACCACCCUCUGCCCCUCCUCCUCUGCCUUUUCCACUGAGAAUGCUUAGUCCAAAAACAAUCAUCGGUAAAUCUCAGUCUACCCAUGAGGCUCCUCCGCCUGUGUCACUGGAGAAUGAUCUCCAAAGCAACAGCACUGUUAACUAUGUUAACAUCCCCAUUAUCCCCCUAUCAGCUAAAACUCGCCAUGAGUCCCUUUACACAGAACUGGACCUGCAUGGGACUGGCUCAGUGACAGUCUUGAGUGCUGUCAGACGUAAAUAUUUGCAGCUCUGAAGACCAAGUACGAACACCGAUCAUCGGAGGCCAUUAAGAUGUAUAUUUGUCUCUUGCUGUAGCAGCCAUUUUAUGGGAAUGUCCAAUCCAAUGUCUCUGACACCCAUGGGCCUACUGCUACAUUGUCAAACACAGUGCUGUUGUGAAGGGAUAGUUCCUUUUUUGUGCAAGUGUAUGAAGUUAUAUCCCUUUCAUAAAACAGGGUAUAACUGAACAACCUUGUUGAGUUGAGGCAUUUACCAUUUUCCAGUUUGUGUACAGAUUCUUGCUUAGUAUCCCAAUAGCUUCUGCCUAAUGUAUAUAUUUUAUAUUUCAGGAUGUAUAUGGAUUUUUUUUCAAUUCAAUAUAUAUUAUGUGAUUCAAUUAAGUACACAAUGACAGGGCAAAGGUGUUUAUUCAUGUACAUUUGAAUUCAGUUCAGCUUGAAAGCUAAUUAGUGGGGUAUAGCCAGAAGUUUAUUGAUUGCAAACAAAAAGAGUGGCAUAAAGCAAUUUUACUCAUGACUCAACAUAAUCAUGUAUGAGCAAGAAACAGUAAUUUUAAUCAUUUUAUCAUCAGAUGAGAUCGGUUAACUCAAUCGAGGGUCAAUGGAACACAAGCUGCUCUUAGACUGGUUUGUUUUUCUACCGGUGAAAACAUGAAGUUCAGAAAAACAUGUAACAAAGAAAAAUAAGUGCAUAUUCUCUGUUUCCCCUUUACAAUUUCAUUACAAGAAGUAUGCCCACCUACAUAUUAUUGCCGUGACAAAAGUUCAGAAUGUCCUGACAGAGCAUAUAUCUAGGACAGGAAGAACAGACUGACUCAGCUGGUGACCAGGCAGGUAGAGCCAGCAAAGUGAUUCUGACACUUAACUGACUGAAACUAGCUUCCAAUGUCAAUUCUUCUCUAAUUAAAAUCAUGCCCACAUUUAUGCCAGUGUACAGAAAAGCCCACUGACCAUCCAUUCUACAAAUAAGAAGAAUGAAAAUGAUAUGUCUCAGGGGUCUCGUAUGCAGCAGGCGUUUUGGAUGUGUUUUGUGUUCAGUUACUGUUUUUUCAUUUCAUAUGGGCUUAUGCUCUGUUAGUACUCUCCUGCCUUUGUUUUGAUGGCUUUUAUUCAGUAAGAGUUACAUUUUUAACUAUGAAGAGAUUUUGAGAGCACAUGGAAAAUGUAUUCCUGAGGAGCCAGUGGACAUUAGUGUUAAUAUUCUAAUCAAGGAAAGUCCUUCCCUAAUAACCCACAAUGUGACAAAGGGGUCAAAUGUCAAAAUGAUGGGAUGGCAAACUGUAUUUGAUUUAGUGAUUUAAAAAUAGGGACAGAAACAUCACCCUUAUGAUUAGCAAGGCUCUUAAAACGUUUUGAAAGCAAGUUGUGGUCAAAAUUCAGCAUUUGGCCAAAUGUGUGUUGAUGACUGAGUUCCUGCAUGCCAUAUAUCAAUAAAAUGUAUUUAUAACACUUA
Messenger RNA from Labrus bergylta (ballan wrasse), 4067 nucleotides. Lineage: Eukaryota; Metazoa; Chordata; Actinopteri; Labriformes; Labridae. The record is from RefSeq and is a predicted model, not a curated record.